UUAGAAUUUAAAAAAGGUUCAUUUUUUAAGUAGAAACAAAUGGUAAAAUCCUAAUUUCUUGUCCUUCUUUUUAGUUGCUUCGGUUUUGCAGAAUUUGAAUUUCUUGGGUAUUUCAUCUUGCUCACAUUUGUCAUUCUUUUUUGGUUAUUUCUGAGAUUUGUAAUUCAUUUCAGUUUUAACUCUUCUUUUUUUACUCUCUUUUUUUCUUUCUUUUCUUGCAAUCUCUUUCUUUCGUAACGUUUCACCAACAUGUCCACAGCUAAUGUUCGAACAAUCGUUCGGGUUCGUCCCAAGUCUCUUCGAGAAUUAUCAACAAAUGCCGUCGAUCUCCUUACCGUGGAUGAAGAAAAAAAAGAAAUCAUAAUACAACCCCCUCCCGAAGGAUUAGAAAACUCUAGACACAGGCACAGAGUCCGAGGACCUCGAGUAUUUCAUCUCGAUGAGUGUUUUGUCCCUUCCGUUUUUGGAUCCAACGGCCAGGCGUCUGAAGAAGAAGCUAUCUUUCAAAGAAUAGGGCCCUAUUUAAUUCAUUCAGCAUUGGAGGGCUACAACACCUGUCUAUUCACCUAUGGUCAAAGCGGGAGCGGUAAAACAUAUUCAACAAUUGGUGUUCGCGGACAAGCUGGAUUGAUCCCGAGACUUUCAACUUUUCUUUUUAAUGAAAUAGAGAGGAUCGAAGAAGAAACGAAUGCUGUCAUUCGCGUCUCCAUUUCCGUAGUAGAAGUCCUAAACGAGACAGUAUACGACUUACUUGAAUCCAAGGAAUCCAAAGAAAAUGAUAUCCGAAUUGAUGCUUCUACACAUAAUUUUUCCCAAGGAUUCUCCCAAUUUGAAGUUGAAAAUGCUCAAGAGAUUGAUGCAUUUUUGCGGUUAGCGGUCAAGACAAGAAAAACCACAAUAGCAGAUCAAUAUGGAAAGUCUUAUGGUCAUACCGCUAUAAUUUUUAAAGUUCAUCAAAAAAUCCCGAAAACUGACAAGCAAGGUUCUAUGCAAAAAGAUUCUUACUUAAAAAUCUUAGAUUUAGGAAGUUUUGACCGAAGCUCUAACCGAAAAUCGGGAAAGGAUACACCAAGCGAGUCCGCCGCUAAUAACAACUCUUUAUCUGUAUUGAACCGAGUCAUUGCGUCCCUUACUAGCAAAAAAAACGAUCUCAUGAUUCCUUAUAAUGAUUCACUCCUUACUCGUCUGCUACGAGACGCUUUAGGAGGGAAUUGCAGGACCGUUAUGUUGGCUUGUGUGUCGCCAUGCGAUUUUGACGAUACAUUCUCAACUCUGAGAUAUGCGGAAGCAGCCAGAAAAAUUAAGAAUAUCUCUAUCUUAAACGUAAAGAAAAGUUAUGCUGAUUCUAAUGAGAAUGAAUUUGAUACAAUUCUUUCUACUUUGGAGUCUGACAGAGUUCAAAUGAAACGACAUGAAGAACACAGCAAAAAGCUGUUAGCAAUUAUUGAGGAUUUAAAGACAGAGUACGAAGGAAGGAUACGAAGCCUUGAAUCACAAAAUACUGCGCUGAAAAAUCAUCUUUGCUUGGCUGUUGAUGCAUAUCUCAACCCAGUGGAUUUGAACUUUUCGAAGAAAUCUGAUUCUGUGUCACAAAAAUCUUUCAACGAGAUGGUUCAAGCAGAGUUUAAUAGUUUUGAAAAAGAUGUGAAAUUGUUGGCUAAUGAUUUUGAAGCAAUCGUAGUGUCUCCCCAUGAUUUUAAUACUCCAAAACUUCGAAAUAUUGAAGAAGAAAGCCUGAGACACGAUUCUUUGUUAGAUUAAUUAGUCUUAAUUAAAUAAACAUAUAUGAAAGAAAAGGAUG
Molecule: messenger RNA, 1801 nt
Organism: Schizosaccharomyces cryophilus OY26
Lineage: Eukaryota; Fungi; Ascomycota; Schizosaccharomycetes; Schizosaccharomycetales; Schizosaccharomycetaceae
Product: kinesin-like protein Klp8
Exons: 2
Coding region: 250-1761 (503 amino acids)
Biological process (GO): microtubule-based movement
Cellular component (GO): kinesin complex; microtubule
Molecular function (GO): microtubule binding; microtubule motor activity; ATP hydrolysis activity
Source: RefSeq, a predicted model, not a curated record